Molecule: messenger RNA, 568 nt
Organism: Mercurialis annua (annual mercury)
Lineage: Eukaryota; Viridiplantae; Streptophyta; Magnoliopsida; Malpighiales; Euphorbiaceae
Product: classical arabinogalactan protein 11-like
Exons: 1
Coding region: 115-426 (103 amino acids)
Source: RefSeq, a predicted model, not a curated record
CCAACUUCCCCUAUUUCUAAACUCACCCCUGCAGUUUUUCUCUUCGUAACAUCUUAGAGAACAACUGCAAAACAAAUAAACAAAUAAAAUAAAACUCCAUAAACAAACAAUAAAAUGGCCAGCAACAAGGUUAUUAUCCUUGCACUUCUUCUCAUCGCCAUUGUUGGCCUAGCCUCCGCCACUGAGCCUGCCACAACCGCUGCCGCACCGGCCGGAGGAGACGAUGACUCCAUUGGUACUAGUGAUGAUGGUGUAACGGCUGAAGCACCCGGUGUUGUGUCCGGUGAAGUUGUUCCGGGGCCGUUGGGCAGUGGCUCUGACACUGAUGGGUCUUCUUCUCCGGCGGAGUCACCUAAAGCUGGCGCCUCUGCUCUUGAAUUCUCUGCCAUUGCUGGUGUUGCAGCUGUUGCUGGCUACUUUUUCUAAGUUUUCUUCUUCUUUUUUAUAUGUUUUUGUUUUCAUAUUUUCGAUAUAUUAUAUGUAAUUGUUGUUUAGUUGUCUAUGUACAAGAAUGUUUUUCUUUGAGGUUUUCUGAAAGAUUAUAAUGUUAAAAGAUCAUAUUGAUUAA